AUGGCUAAUCCACAGCAACAGCAGCAGCAGCCGCGGAAAUUGUCUCAUCCAAAAUCCUCGGUUCUUUUCCCGUUCGUGAAUAACGAUACGAAGACAAUGAUUGAUGGAAUCAAUAUGCGUCUUAACGAUAUUGACCUGAAACUGUCCUUCAUCCUGGAACUUUUGGCGCGUCGUCUCCCUGAAAAGUUGCCGUCGCAAAUGUUAUCG
Molecule: messenger RNA, 207 nt
Organism: Gongylonema pulchrum
Lineage: Eukaryota; Metazoa; Nematoda; Chromadorea; Rhabditida; Gongylonematidae
Source: the annotation of a GenBank genome assembly